This is a messenger RNA of Styela clava, 776 nucleotides long. NCBI's taxonomy places the organism in Eukaryota, Metazoa, Chordata, Ascidiacea, Stolidobranchia, Styelidae. The record is from RefSeq and is a predicted model, not a curated record.
AUGUCAGUAUCCUCAAAUAAGCCUGACCUUCCAAUGAUCACGGACCACGAUUGGACAACAGAUCAUUGGAAUAAAUUUUGGAAUUCUGCCCCGGUUAUUCCGUUCCAGCUCAAUGAAUUUAACCCCGAAUUAUUGAAGCGUGAAAAAAUGCUGUUUCCGAUACCGGAUAAAAAAUACCGAGUGCUUUUUCCGUUAUGUGGGAAAUCAUACGAUAUGAAAUGGGUAGCUGAUAAAGGCCAUACCGUCAUUGGCGUGGAUUGCUCCGAGAAAGCAUUGACUGAUUUUUUUAAUGAGCAUGGCAUGACUUUCGUCGUUAAAAACGACGGCAGUUUCAAGAUCCUGCAAUCGACAACAGCGGGCUGUGAUAUCAUUUUAUACGUCGGCGACUUUUUCAAUUUACCAAGUGCUUCAUUCGAAAAAUGCGACGCAGUUUUUGACUACGGGAGCGUAAUCGCAAUAAAACCCGAAGAGAGAAGAAAGUAUUCUGAUGUCAUCAAUAAAAAGACGACAAGGGACGUCAACUAUCUGUUAUGUGCGUUUGACUUCAAUGGAUAUAUGGAUCCAAAACCGCCAACGUAUGCAAAUUCACCUGUAAUGGUUGUCGAUGCGUUUGGGGAUAUAUUCAAUAUAAAACCUAUACUUGACGUUGACAGAGAGAGAUACCUCCGUGGUGUACCGAAACCAGUAGCGAGAGAACAUUAUUACUAUCUUACGAAGAAGUGAUCAUUUGUUUCAUUACUCUUGCAACUUGCUUCUAUCGGAAGAUUAUGUACUUU